Molecule: messenger RNA, 1932 nt
Organism: Mollisia scopiformis
Lineage: Eukaryota; Fungi; Ascomycota; Leotiomycetes; Helotiales; Mollisiaceae
Exons: 2
Coding region: 1-1932 (643 amino acids)
Biological process (GO): dephosphorylation
Molecular function (GO): protein tyrosine/serine/threonine phosphatase activity
Source: RefSeq, a predicted model, not a curated record
AUGACCCAGAUUGUCGCGUUGUGCGGUGUCCUCGUUCCUGGCUGGUGGUGGGUGCGGAAGAAGCAGAAGGAUGGCAAGUCGUUGUCUUCAGGCUCCGAGGAGGGUCUGCAAAAUGCCGAAGUGUAUGAUCCUGGUUUGCUCAAGAAGCACAGCGAAUACACAUCCUAUACAACGAGUCAAUUCGCAUAUCCAAGAAUUCGAGUAUUCUAUCGUCCGCAUCCUCAAAUAGCGAAAUUGCCUUCAGACCCCGCACCCCUUCCUCUUUUAGUAUUCAUACAUGGCCUCGGUGGUUCCGCCUCACAGUUCCAUCCAUUGCUCACAAGCCUGGUGAACAACUCUUCAUGUCUUGCUAUCGACUUACCCGGCUGUGGUCUUUCUGCGUUUGCACCUAAGACAUGGGGCGCCUACACAACCGAGAACCUUGCAGAGUUGCUUGAGAAUAUAAUUGAAGACUAUAGAGAUAGAGAUACUGGGCAAGGAGUUGUUCUGAUAGGACAUAGCAUGGGAUGCUCUCUUGCGGCAAUGAUUGCAUCAAACAACAUAAAACACUGCACGGAUCUGCCAGACCACAUUGUUGGACUGGUAGCAGUCUGCCCAAAAGCCGAACCGCCAUCUUCAUCACAAGUUGACUCGUUCAAAAAGCUCCUUUGGAUCCCGGGUCAGGUCUUCAAUGCCUGGCGAAGAUGGGAUCGUCGUGGGGGAAUUGAAAGUGCCAGUGUAAAUCGGUUCGUUGGAGCUGAUGCCGAUAUCGAAACCAAGAAACUUCAAUAUCGGUUCAAUGAACAAAGCAAGACUGAAGUCUGGAGGCGCAUGGCCAGCGGCUCUUUACCUCACUACGAGAAUGGAACUGCUAAAGGCGGACUUCCUGGCAGCAAUGCUUGGGGUGGUCUUGAGGUGCCGGUAUUCUUGGUCGCAGGUGAAGCAGACAACAUUACGAAACCUGUUGAGAUCGAGAAGAUUGCUGCAUUUCUAGGCAAGUCUCAUCCUGUCCAGAUUGAGGUAGACAAGGAUAGCAAGCCGCUUACAGAUGCGGCUGCACCAGUCGACUCUUCUCUCGAGGCAUCGAGGACGAGUCCGAGGCAGGUCGACUCAAUCAGCGCUGAUGACUUCUUGGAACCAAAUCCGGAUACGGUCGAGGAUGCGCAUGAAGACCCGUCAACACCCAAUGAUGGACUUUCUGUUAUCCCGCCCCAAGCAACAAGACCAAAGAAAGUCCUCAAAACCAGCAUCCUUCCCGCCCCAGCAUCUCAUGCGCUCAUCUACCAGCCAGCUCAAGUUCGGAUACUGGCUGGUCUGAUAUCAGACUUCUUGUGUAGUCAGGUUUCGCCUCGAUUAUCUCUUGGCUGGCAAUUACAAUUCCUUUCAACAUCUGGAAAAUGGGACGUGAAGAAUCUGGAAAAAUGGAAGAAGGUAGCCCCAGUUUCUGAACCUAUCGCAGGCAUCUUCCGUGCCAUGAAGACUUUACGGGAAGUCGACGAGUUGCAUUGUCCGGAAGUAUUUGUGCGAGAAUGGGGUUCUCAGAUCAAGGACAUCAUUGAUAUUUCUCAUGAGAGUCCGGUGUACGAUCCUAGAGGACUCGAAAAAGGUGGUGUGCAUUAUCACAAGUUUCCAACUGUUUCGAAGAUACCACCAACUGGCGACGAAGUCACUGCUUUCAUUGCACUCGUUGAUCGCUUAGUGGAAGAGCAAAAAGUCAGAGCCGAGAAGGAAGGUUGGAGUGAAAAGUGGUACAUUGGCGUUCAUUGUCAUUAUGGAUUCAACCGGACAGGAUAUUUUAUUGUCUGCUACCUGGUUGAGAGGUUGGGAUAUGAUGUUCAGGUCGCCAUCGAUGAGUUUGCUCGUCAAAGGCCAAAGGGUAUCAAGCAUGCUCAUUUCUUGGAUCAGCUGUUCGUAAGAUUUUGUCGGGGACUCAAAAGAGCUCCCACUUUAUGA